GUGUCAGACUUCGCACAACUGAGAAGCUGAGCGUUUUGGUGGUUCUCCCCUUCGGGUGCACCUUAUGUUUAUGUGGUAGCCCUGAGCUCUCACUCGUGUGGCCUUUUGUUUAGUACGUGAUUCACGUAAAUUGUUUUUCCCGACUCUACUGUUUGAAAGACGAUCGCCAAACGUCUGAACCUAUUAUUCUAUAUUUGCCAUCAAUACGGUAUACCUGUCCGUAAUGUCAGUUAUGUCACCACUGCCUCACAAAAUGAGUAAUGAAAUGACGGACUUUCAUGACAUGUGGCAGGACAUUGAAAGUGUGCUCCUUAUCAGUGAUGGUUCGCAAUACACGCCAACAUCGGAGACCCACCGGUAUAUCCUCUCACAAACACAGCCUCCGCCACAAACACCACAACCAACUCAUCAACACUUGAAUACAAGUGAUAUUUAUGUGAAACAAGAAUACAAUCAAAUAAAGUCUGAAUACGAUUACCACCAAAACGAGACAUACGAACAGUCGGUGCCGUACGUCGAGAACAACUACUGCAAUGUCUCGCAAUGGUCUGCAACACAACCGCCGAUACAGUGCUCACAACCAUCUCAUCAGAUGCAGUGCACCACUCGUAUGGCCAACACCGGUGCCAAAGACCCGAUGCUUUGGAUGCCAUCAUUACAACAGGCAAACCAAUCGACAAACUAUUAUUGUGAUCAAUACAACAAUCCUUAUCUGCACUGGAAUUCGGGUCACUAUCCAUAUAGUAAGCCAUCUGUACUCCAGUGCCAAAUAUCGCCGCCGGCCUCACCUGAGAAUGAGAAGCAGCACUCUAUCCAAACGUGGGGUCUGUUGUAUCCCAACGCACUCCACACAGUUAUACAACCACACCAACCGUUCCCUACAUCAGAGGCAUAG
Molecule: messenger RNA, 895 nt
Organism: Oppiella nova
Lineage: Eukaryota; Metazoa; Arthropoda; Arachnida; Sarcoptiformes; Oppiidae
Source: the annotation of a GenBank genome assembly